Eucalyptus grandis is the source of this 980-nucleotide messenger RNA. RefSeq names its product G-type lectin S-receptor-like serine/threonine-protein kinase At2g19130. NCBI's taxonomy places the organism in Eukaryota, Viridiplantae, Streptophyta, Magnoliopsida, Myrtales, Myrtaceae. The transcript has a single exon. Gene Ontology annotation, molecular function: protein kinase activity; ATP binding. Gene Ontology annotation, biological process: protein phosphorylation. The record is from RefSeq and is a predicted model, not a curated record. The annotation marks the transcript as partial.
AAUAUCGGAGUGCUGAAGAAAGCGACAAAGAACUUCUCUGAGAAAAUUGGGGAAGGCGGGUUUAGUUCUGUUUACAAAGGAGUACUGCCAGACUCAACUCCUAUAGCAGUGAAGAAACUUUUGAACCAAAACCAUAGUAACAAACAGUACGUUGCUGAAGUUAGAACUAUCGGAACAAUACAGCAGUGCAAUGUGGUUCGGCUGCGCGGCUUUUGUGCAGAACAGUCAAAAAGGUUCCUAGUAUAUGGGUACCUUGCGAAUGGUUCGCUCGCAGCUCAUUUGUUUCAGAAAGGUUCCAACACCUCGAUUGGAAAACCAGAUACUUACAGCAUUGCCAUUGGGAUUGCUGAAGGAUUGGAGUACCUCCAUGAGAGGUGUCAAGAUUGCAUUAUACACUGCGACAUCAAGCCAGAGAAUAUACUGUUGGACGCAGAACUCGCACCACAGAUUGUUGAUUUCGGCCUUGCAAAACUCCUAGGAUGGGAUGUCAGCCGUGUAUUUACCACCAUGAUGGGAACCAGAGGGUACCUCCCACCAGAAUGGAUUUCAGGGGAGCCAUCACGUCAAAAGUCGACGUUUUCAGCUGUGGAAAGCUUCUCUUUGAGAUCAUAUCGGGAAAGAGAAAUAUUGAGGAGCUGAAUAGCAAUAUGCGCAAUUAUCUACCACUUCAGGUAGCUAAUCCAAUCGCCAAAGGAGGAGAAGUCUUGCCACUCGUGGACUGCAGAUUGAAUGGACUCGUGGCGAUGGAAGAAGUGUGCAGAGCAUGCAAAGUCGCUUGCUGAUGCAUUCAAGACAGCGAGCGAGAAAGACCAACUAUGUCUCAGGUAGUUCAGAUUUUGGAGGGGAUUAUGGUCGUAGAAAAGCCACCAAUCCCUAGAAUUUUCUUGCAAAUUGUAGGAAGCUAUGAGAGUGAUGCAUAAAACAAAGCACUAUGUCCUUUCUUUGAUAAUUUGUGGGCACGAUGUAGCCCUAAUUCAUCA